UGGGUUAUAUGAUGCUUUUUGUGCAGUUUGACGUAAAACAGCUUCAAUUUGCUCCAAUUUCGUAGUUCAAUAGAAGUGGAUUUUGAAAGAAUUUCUUUUUAUGUGUGAAACAACUGGCACCGGCUAUUCAUUGCUCAGAUCUUUAUCUGAAGCUUACGUGUCCAGAGUUUGUUUCUGAGACGGUGAUCGGAGUUAAUCUGUAUGCAACUGUUACGCGUUGCCUCGACUAUGUCUUACCAGGGAUCACCAUAUUCGGGGCCGGGUGAUGAAUACGACUUUGAAGACGACGGGUACGACGAUCUAGAUGAAUAUAGGGACCCAGAGGACACCUUGCCGCCGCCGCCUGUUGAUGACAGUGACGAAGAUACAGAGGAAGCUAGUGAAACAGAUGUGCCCAAGAAUGAUGAGCCCCUCGAGAUUAAGGAACAAAUAUACCAGGACAAACUGGCAAACCUUAAGAAGCAGCUGCAGCAGCUUGAAGACGGUGUCCACCCGGAAUUCCUCCGGAGAGUGAAGAGGCUCGAGCAUCAGCUACAUGAACGGCUACGGCUGAACAGGAUAUACAAAGACCACAUGUACGAAGUGGUAGAAAAAGAAUACAUAGCAGAGAAGAAGGCGGCCGCGAAAGAGUUUGAAGAGAAGAAGGUUGAGCUGAGAGAGAACCUGCUGAGUGACUUUGAGGACAAACGGAGAGCAAUCGAGAAUGAGAGGAGCAGUAUGGAGCUCAACGGAGAUUCUAUGGAGGUGAAGCCAGCAAUGAAGAGGAUCCUGCGGCGGCGCGCGAACGACCCGGCGCCGGCGCCGGAGAAGCGCCGCAAGCCGCUGGGCACGACGCUGACGUUCCAGCUCGACGACCGCGACGUCGACAGCGACCUGCGCGCCAUCCUCCGCGCCGACCCGCCGCCCGCGUUCGCCGCGCAGCCGAGGAAGCAUCUCAAUUCCACCACCAGUGAGUCCCCAGUCCGCGAAAGCAACGACUCGACGGAGACUCGAGUGGAAGACGGCAAACUGAUGUAUGAGAGGCGAUGGUUCCACCGCGGACAAAGCGUCUACGUGGAAGGCAAGGACAUCCAGAGGUUUCCGGGACAGAUACACGCCAUCACUGACGAGGCGAUAUGGGUGAAAAAGCAGAAUCUCGAACGAUUCAGGAUAUACAUAUCGCAGUUGGCGCGUGGCAAAGUGACGUUAAAGAGACGCGCCUCGUAAGUACGUGACGUGAUGACGUCACAAGUUUCAGUUGCACACGAACUCGUGAGCCAGUGCGAUAGACUGUGGUGACCUCGAAUUACGAGCUUGAUCGGGACAUUUAUACGGAGUUUGUAAUGGAUUGACUCCGAUUUUAAAUUGUGAAUACUUAUUUAUUAUGAAAAAAAUGAACGCUACACAAUCUUAUUUGAAAAAAUGUUUUAUAAAAAACAAAUACAAAGGACCAUCUCCUUUUUUGUAUAUGGUUAAAAAAGAAUGAUAUAGGAACAAGACUUGACCUCGUGUUUCCACCAGUCACGAAAUAGUUGUAUACUUCUUAAUGAGUAUUUAAAACAUUAACCUCCCGUCUCUAGUCAAGUUUGGUUAAUAUAUUCUAUAUUCUACAAAGUAUUGAGACAGAUGUUACUAUGAUUGUUAUGGAGUCCAGGCCCUCGAUUGUACUAAUAAUAACAACUGGAUUGCAACAUGUCCCCGCACGCAUGCGCACAACACAAAUGUUUUACAACACCUAGCGGCGAAUUAUAUUCCGUUUUAAGUUUUUUCUUUAAAUCUUAUUUAAUUUAUGUACACAUAAAACGACGUUUCGAUCCAGCAAACUAUCAAUCUAUUUUCGCUAUUGUUUGUUCUUUCUGUGUACUUUUUGUAUUUGAAAUGUGUAUGUUAUAUCUAUCUAAACGGCACGAUCGAGGUUCAGUUGCGAUCCAGUUAAAGUUAGCGCGAUUGGACUACUCCACAACGCCUCAACCUCAACCAUCUUUAUUUUGAUGGUUGUUGCACUUUUAACUCAUUGCGACAAUAUGCACUAUCGGCUAUGUGCGCGGUUUUUCGACGUAUAGUGAUCGAAAGAAAGUGUUUAUUCCACAAAAAAAAUCUUGCAUUCAUACAAAGCUCACAUUAAAAGCACGUCGAAAAACGAAGGUCCCGAUAGUGAAAUUAGACGUCUUCAGAGGGCGAAGUGCGCGUUUGCAAUUCAUUUGUCACUAUCGAAUCGAUCCGAAGGGAGACCCAGCGAACCAAUCACAUUGCGGUGUGACUGUUGUUGCGUAACAAUGGCGCACUGUGAUUGGUCAGCUGCGUCUCACUGCGAAGCGACAUGAUGGUGAGAUGUAAAUGCAACCUGCGCACACUGCCUGUGUGCUAUACAAUUAGUAAAUUCGAUUAAAAGGACAAGAUCUCAUGUUAAAAAACCCACGGAGCUAUUUUUGUACAGGGUAUAAAAUGAUAAGUUUUUGAAAUUUGUGCAGUAAUUGUACCGUGUUUAUUAAAAUUGUAUCUGUAAUGAAAAUAGAAUGUCCUAAGAUAAGUACAUAGUAUUUUUAGAACUGAAAUGGAAAAAGAAAUAUGUUAUUUGUUUAACUUGAACAUCUUUAUUUUGAGUACAGUCAACAGCACAUCAACCUACCGAUAAUAAUUUCAAUUUCGCCGGUAUUACGGUCGCAUAGGGCUCCAUUCAGCGUCACUUGAUAUGCGGUUGACUGUGGAUAGUAUAUACGUUGUCCCUAAUUAUCGUUUUGUGGAUAACUUUUUGAUGAAUGCAGUUAUUUAUUGGUGUGAUUUACCGCGCGUGUCAACUGAAUGUCACGUUUGAUUUUGAUGCAAAUCGCAUCGGGUUUUGACUGGUUUUAUCUGAAUUAAAGUUAUAAUACCGGCGCCCGGCAACACUACAUUCCUAUUGGUUGAAACCCGUCGUGCGCCGUGCGGACUGCGCAGUGCAUUCUGCAUUUUUAUAAAAAAAUAUAGCAAUAUUAUAUAUAAAACCACACGGAUAUAUUGAGUAUAUUUUAUUUUUAUUUCCAAUAGAUGCAUAUAUUGAAAUCGUAUGGUUUAUUUAAAUGAAAUUAUAAAAUAUCUCUUUACGAUGUAUAUAGAUCGUCUUUAACGUUUUGGGUAUUAUUGGUACCAUAUUUUGAUAAUGAAAACUGUCGAUUUAGUUGUAUAUAUUGUAGGAUGAAAUCGAUGUGUGAGCACAAAUGUUAAGCAUCUCCAGUGAAAAUAUGUUAUACUAACAGUAAUGUAAUUAGCAAACAUGAACUUUGAAUCUUUGAACAGUAAUUUUUGAUAGUUUGAAAGUGAAUAUAAAACUUUGAAAUAAAAACUUAUCCGUAAGUUUUAUUAGUGGUCUACCAAGUUAUAACUUAUAACGAUACAAAUACAGUAUCACGUCUCGAAACCGGUAUUUUUUUCACCUUCGUAAUUACUCGAUCUCCUAGCGGAACACUUCGACCAUCUUUCUGGUUUCAAAAAUUUACCUGGUAUCCGAGCUCUGAAUCGAUUUAACAGUUUCAUAUCAUUCGUUGUUGAACAUUGGAUUCAAUUGAUUGAUCACAGAUGAUUUUUUAUUUUUUUUUGUGCUGCAAUUCAGACUGUUGUAUUCGUAUUAUGUACUAUAAUGUAUAAUUUAUACAGAGGCAGUAAGUAUUCUAUUGUAAAUAGCUGUAAAAAUUACCAAUGUAAUAGAUCAAAUGUCAAUAUGUUGUACAUGAACAUGAGUUUUCGACGAUCGCUUUUUGUUUUCCGAUUUUUUUUGUGAUUGAUUAUAUUAUUAUCGUGUAAAUGUGUUGUGCCGAUUGUAAAUAGUACGAGUAGAGAUUAUUGAGACAAGAUCUUUUAAUUACAUUAUAAUGUAUUGAGAAGUU
Molecule: messenger RNA, 3842 nt
Organism: Plodia interpunctella (Indianmeal moth)
Lineage: Eukaryota; Metazoa; Arthropoda; Insecta; Lepidoptera; Pyralidae
Exons: 7
Coding region: 202-1206 (334 amino acids)
Biological process (GO): negative regulation of transcription by RNA polymerase II
Cellular component (GO): Sin3-type complex
Molecular function (GO): histone deacetylase binding
Source: RefSeq, a predicted model, not a curated record